Molecule: messenger RNA, 1159 nt
Organism: Chiloscyllium plagiosum (whitespotted bambooshark)
Lineage: Eukaryota; Metazoa; Chordata; Chondrichthyes; Orectolobiformes; Hemiscylliidae
Gene: phox2a
Product: paired like homeobox 2A
Biological process (GO): regulation of transcription by RNA polymerase II; enteric nervous system development
Molecular function (GO): DNA-binding transcription factor activity, RNA polymerase II-specific; RNA polymerase II transcription regulatory region sequence-specific DNA binding
Source: RefSeq, a predicted model, not a curated record
CCCAACCACUGACCCAUCAGCUCCUGAUAAAACUCAGCCAUUCACACUGGCUCAUUCAGACUGGACCCAGUUUCUGGGCGAGCUCUGACUCUUUGCCUGUAUAGAUACACUCCCGUUUUAUUUCAUUUCAUUUGAUCCACUUUCCCAAAAGGAGAGUCAGUUUGUCUUUGUGUAUGUGAGAGAGAGGGAGAGAUCUUACCCCCUACCCUUCUCCCUACCUUGUUUCUCUCUCCCUUCCCCCCACCCCUGACCUCUCCAAUCUCCAUCUCCCCUUCUGCCCCCAGAUCCUGGCCUGCCCCUCUUAUGUAUAAAAUGGAUUAUUCGUACCUAAAUUCUUACGAUUCCUGUAUGGCAGCAAUGGAAGCCUCUGCCUACGCCGAUUUCAGUUCCUGCAGUCAGGCUAACAGUUUGCAUUACAGUCCCAUUCGCUCCAGCUUCGGGAGCGGCCCGGUCUGUCCGACCCUGACACCGGCUACCUGCAACAUGGGACCUCUGCGGGAACACCAGAGCUCUCCAUACACCACAGUGCCCUACAAGUUCUUCACAGACCACGGUGGGAUCAAUGAGAAACGGAAACAGCGGAGAAUCCGCACCACGUUCACCAGUUCUCAGCUGAAGGAGUUGGAGCGAGUGUUUGCUGAGACUCACUACCCAGACAUCUACACCAGGGAGGAGCUGGCAUUGAAGAUUGACCUGACAGAGGCCAGAGUCCAGGUCUGGUUCCAGAAUCGCCGAGCAAAAUUCCGCAAACAGGAGAGAGCUGCCAACUCGAAAGGGAACGGGAGCAAUCCUUCCGGGAAGAAGUCUGACCUUGUAUCUGAGGAGGACGACUUGAAGGAGGGAAAAUGCGCUGACCCUGAUAGCACGGCCAAUCCUGGCUGCCCUCCCUCCUCCUCCAGCUCCUCCUCCACCACCUCCUCAGGCCCUAUCUCCAGCAGCAGCCCCCAUGCAGUCAGCCUGCCCAGUCCCAAUGGCUCCCAGUCUCUUAAGACGGCAGCUGCCUGGCCCAACAAUGAGCUGCUGAAGGGCCAGGCCUGGCAGCCUACCGACAGUAUGAGCGGGCCUUUUGCUGGGGUGCUCUCCACCCUGCACAGAAAAUCCAACAUGCUCAAACCCAACCUGUUCUAGACAGUGGAAGAGAGACACAGAGAGAGAGAGA